Molecule: messenger RNA, 2675 nt
Organism: Trichoplusia ni (cabbage looper)
Lineage: Eukaryota; Metazoa; Arthropoda; Insecta; Lepidoptera; Noctuidae
Product: cleft lip and palate transmembrane protein 1 homolog
Exons: 3
Coding region: 151-2046 (631 amino acids)
Cellular component (GO): endomembrane system; membrane
Source: RefSeq, a predicted model, not a curated record
CAUCUUGUCAAUGAUAGAUGAUAGGCUUAUUGGUUGACAGUGGUUCUAUAAAAUUAAUUUCGUUUUAUGGAAUACGAAUUAGAACCUUGCAAAUGUUAAGUGUUGUUGAAAAUUUGAAGCAAUAACGCAGCAAUACUCUCCACUUUAAAUAUGGCAGAUAGCGACGGUAACAAUUCUACUAACCCUACAGAUAAUGCCUCCGUCGAAAAUAGUAUUGUUGAGGCAACUGGGUCUUCUGAUGAUGCGGUCGAUAUCAAUGCCCAGAUUGAUGAGGAACGUCGUAGAAUGCAACCAUCAAAAAUGGAAUCAUUCUUUGCCAUAACAAAAUCGUUGAUUAUAAGGGCAUUAGUGGUUUACUUUAUCACUUCAAUGUUCCGCCAACCUGCUGCUCCCAAGACAGAUAUAAGUAAUCCUACCGGAGCACCUCGUGUUCCUGCUAUUAAUAUGUUUGCUAAUGGAACAGUCUUGGAUAUGUAUUGCUAUGUAUCAGAAAAAGAGUUUUACUCCAAUUUGGAUGACUCUGAUUUAAUUUGGAAGCAAACUGGACUUAUUUAUGGCGACUGGCUUGGAGGACCUCAAAAUGAUGGGACAUUUACACAUUCCACUAGUAUUACACCAUCUGACUCAUUAAAGAACAAUGGUUCAAUUUAUUUGCAUGUAUUUAUAGUACAAAAUGGAAAAUCACCUGAUCCUAAUAACAAACAAAAUUAUGGUGGUCCUUAUGUGACAUAUGGUAAAAAGAUGCUUAAUAAAUACAAAAAAUUAAAAUAUAUGAAAACACACAAUUUAUUAACUGGACAAACUGAGAAAUCAGCUGAAGAGAUUAUAAAAGCUGAAACACUUAAAGAAGAAAUAGUAUCACAUUGGCAUCCCAACUUGACUAUUAAUUUGGUAACUGACCAAACAAAUUGGAUGCAAGGCAGUGUACCACCUCCAUUAGAUGAGUUUAUUUUCUUCUUAGCGGAUGGCAAACAGUACAAACCUGCAGUAUUCUUAAAUGAUUAUUGGAAUAUGAUGCGUGACUAUGUACCAAUCAAUAAGACAUCUGAUUCCCUGAAACUUGAACUGACAUUUCAACCACUAAGUCUGUUUAAGUGGCAGCUCUACACAGCACAGGCAAUGAGAGACAAGUUGAGCAUGUUCUCGGCACUAGGAGCUGAAGAGCAGGAUGAGGAACAGGACACAGUCAAGGAGUUACUUCUGGAUACAUCUCCCUACUUGCUAGCCCUCACUAUCAGUGUUUCAGUGUUACACUCAAUAUUUGAAUUGCUGGCUUUCAAAAAUGACAUUCAAUUCUGGAACAACAGGCAAUCUCUAGAAGGUCUCUCUGUGAGAUCUGUGUUUUUCAAUGUUUUCCAGUCAACCGUGGUGUUGCUUUACGUUCUUGACAAUGAAACUAAUGUCAUGGUUAGAAUUUCAUGCUUUAUUGGAUUGCUGAUAGAAAUAUGGAAGAUAAACAAAGUGAUGGAUGUUAAGAUAAAUAGAGAGGAAAGAAUCUUGGGAAUACCAAAACUUACUUUCACAGACAAGGGAUCCUAUGUUGAGUCAAGUACCAAGCAGUAUGACAUGUUAGCUUUCCGCUACCUCAGCUGGGCUUGUUUCCCUCUUCUGAUAGGGUAUGGAGUGUAUUCAUUACUCUACCAGGAACACAAGGGAUGGUAUUCCUUUGUUUUGAACAUGAUGUAUGGUUAUUUAUUAACCUUUGGAUUUAUCAUGAUGACUCCACAAUUGUUCAUCAACUACAAAUUGAAAUCUGUAGCACAUCUUCCAUGGAGGAUGAUGACUUACAAGUUCCUUAAUACUUUCAUAGAUGAUAUCUUUGCAUUUGUUAUUAAAAUGCCAACUAUGUACCGUUUGGGCUGCUUCAGAGAUGACAUAGUGUUCUUCAUCUUCUUAUACCAGCGCUGGAUUUACAAGGUUGACCACAAGCGUGUCAAUGAAUUUGGCUUUUCUGGAGAGAUGGAGGAACAACAAAGACAAGUCAAGAAUGGUGGAACACCAGCCAUUACGGAAUCAGAACAACCUGGUGAUAAAAAGAAUGAUUAAGAUAUUUAUUUUGUAAUAUAUUUUAGGUAAAGUCUACCUCAGACAGAGACACAGACAUAUAUUUUGAGUUUUAUAGGUUUUAUUCAAUGAGAACAAUGCCCCCAUAAUCCUUAUAUAACCCAAGUUCAUUGCUAAGAUAUAAAAAAAAGAAUGCAUGAGCUGUUUUCAUGUCUGGCAACAAAAUAAAAAUCACAUGAACCCUUCUAGAUCGUAACAUCUCCUAAGUGGGAUUUAAAUCCUGUAUGUCCCCGUCCAUUAACACAGGGAAACAUGUUAACAAUCUCAUGAUUUUUUGAGGUAGCCAUGCAUUUCACAAGUGAAAGGCAUGAUUUUCUAGUAAUUAUUUAUGUACUUGUGCAAAUAAAAUAAAUAAAGUUCAGAUAUCAAAGUUAUUGUAUACCUAAAUAAUUGGCAACCUAAAUGUGUAUGUAUAAGCCGAAAGCUUUUGACAUUUAUUCAAUAUUGUAAUACAUAUUAUAUUCUUAGUUGUGUCAUUAGUGAUUAAACAGACUAUGUUGGACUAUGAGAAAAUACCAAUGUCAUGCUUCGAUAUUCAUGUUUGACCACUUAAUCACUAAAUUGGUAGGUGACCUUAAUGUGAAAAUAAAUAAACAAAAUUUUUUGGGUAA